AUGACAGAAAGGAAGGAAGAUUGUGGAAAGAAGUGUGCUGUAAAUUUAUUCAUUCUCGAUUUGCUUUCGAUGCUCCAUCGUGCAGCAGUUCAAUCGAACGACAACGACGAAAAACGAUACUUGCUGUUGGAGAGGGGAAAUGUAAUGAAGGAUUUUUAUGGCUGUGAAGAGAGCAUGUAUGUAAAGAAGGAAAUUUAUCGACAUCACUAG
Messenger RNA from Clunio marinus, 210 nucleotides. The record is from the annotation of a GenBank genome assembly. NCBI's taxonomy places the organism in Eukaryota, Metazoa, Arthropoda, Insecta, Diptera, Chironomidae.